AUGUCCUCUACACCAGCUGAAGAUCCUCAACAGCAACAGCAGCAACAGCUACUACCACCGCCCAUGUUUAUGGGCCAACAAGCUUAUUCUGAUCGUCCGGGUCACGGGUCGGUUGGACCCGUUAUCGCUGUACUAGCAGUAAUAGCUGUACUGGGAGCCAUCGCUGUGAUGAUAGGCAGGUUGUGUUCGGGUCGGAGGAUAAUGGGUCGGGGUCAGUACGACUUUGAAGGGUGGGUUGAAACCAAGUGCGCGUCUUGUAUCGAUGGCCGGGUCGACCCGAUGCCACGACCCCCCGUGACUGUAGCACCGCCGGUAGUGGUGGUAGAAAGCAGCAGCAGCGGUAGCCCCGAUGGUGCUGCGCCGGCGCCGGAGCCGGUGGAGACGAGAGAGGAAGAGGCAUCUAAUCAACAAAGAAAUUCACAUGAGCAUCAUCCACAUGAAAGAGCCGAGUCUUGA
Molecule: messenger RNA, 456 nt
Organism: Nicotiana tabacum (common tobacco)
Lineage: Eukaryota; Viridiplantae; Streptophyta; Magnoliopsida; Solanales; Solanaceae
Source: RefSeq, a predicted model, not a curated record